GAAAAUGAUUCGCAGUGCGGGUAAGAAAGUUAGGGGAGGUAGGGAGGGUACCAUUCCCCAUCGCAGGAAAGGGGGGGAUCAUUAUUUCUCCACUGAAAUCAUUAUCAUCGACCGCCGUAUAUAUGCAUUUGAGGCUACACCUACCGUCUGACGCGAUUCUGGACCCAACGGGAAGUAUCGAUCGUCGGGAGAAAGUGAAGAGCCGUUGAUUGACUCGCCCCCUUUCCCUUUGGAUGACGUUUGAAUCAGGCAUAUAUAUAGACCUAGAAGGUCGCAUCAAGAAAUGUCGAAGUUAGCUUUCAUCCUCAUUGCAGCUUCAGCCCCUCUCGCUUAAACCAGACUCUCGCUAUACCUUCGUUAGAAUUAAUCAACUAUCAUUUUCAAGAUGAAGCUGUUCUCAGGUGCAUCGCUUGUCGGCCUUCUCGCCACUGCUGGUUUUACCAAUGCAAAGGGAACCCAAGCACCAUUUUCCAUCUCCAAGUUCUCUGCAGGAGCUACUCCGCACUCAUCGAUUGGAUACGUCGAACUCACUUGGUCGUACUCUAGCGGCCAGAACUCGACGGCAUGCUCAGCAAGGCCGGGAACCUAUCAAGUCUUCCCUUCCGUCGAGAAGACUGCGUGCAGCGACCCGUUAACAUUCUUCAACUUGACUAAGCGCUCAGACGGCGGAGCAGACCUUGAGCUUUGGUAUCAGGAGGCAUUUGCCAUCCACACCAUCUCGGCGGAUCAGAUCGUAUGGACAAACCAGCAGUCACCGACCGGGACCGUGCAAGUCUACUCAGGCCCCCAGAACUUCACCGUAAAGGCGAAUUACCCAGACAACUAGGCGCUAAAUGUAUUGAAGGCGUUGUUCAGCGCGUUGGUCAUUGUUGCAGUGUUAGCCUGUAUAUAACAUUCGAGACGCAGGACCG
This is a messenger RNA of Daldinia vernicosa, 911 nucleotides long. RefSeq lists its product as uncharacterized. NCBI's taxonomy places the organism in Eukaryota, Fungi, Ascomycota, Sordariomycetes, Xylariales, Hypoxylaceae. The coding region runs from base 386 to 826 and encodes 146 amino acids. The transcript is spliced from 2 exons. The record is from RefSeq and is a predicted model, not a curated record.